CCUGGACUUCAGAGUGGGGGAGCAGGCGGCUCCCUGCGCAGGGCGCAGCGCUCCGGCUCCUGGGUGUGCAGGGCUCGCGGUCGCCCCCAUCUCUCCAGCUUCCUCCACUUCCCCUUCCCCCACGCACUCACACGCGAGUCAUCCCCUUCCCGCUCCCCCGCCACCACCACCCUCUCCCCCUCGCCUUGCCUCCUCGCAACCCGGCUCCGGCAGUCACCUGGUGACCCGGACCCUGCGCCCCUCCGCUGCGCUCGGGCUGGGGCCCCGAAACCGUCCAGCCAGGCUGGCUAUUGACGAUUAGCGUUAUUUAUAGCGAGAGGUGGCGAGGGGGAGGGGUAAGGGUGGGGGAGGAGGAGUCGGGGAGAGAGGCAGGCUAGCGAGCUCUCUGCCCGCCCGCCCGCCUGCCCCAGCUCUUCCCGGGCCGGGCUGGGCUGGGCUGGGCUGGGCCGUGGGCUCUCCCGACUCCCGCUGUCCAUCAUCAGUCUGUCUCCGGCGCUGACUAGAGGCAUCGAGGGCUACGGAGCACCCGGCAGGAAGGCUAGAAGGAAAGCAGGCACGUGGGCCCCCAGCCCCGGGGCGAUGGAGGGGGUCCACGCCCGCACCCGCGCCCCAAAGGUGGGGGACAAGGAUGCCCAGAUCUGACCUGCAAGAGCCCGAUCCAGGAGGGGCGAAGAGGGCACUGUAGCAGCCGCGGCGGCAGCAGCACCGGGAGGCUCUCCAGCCGACCCUGGCAACAUCUCCAGAGCAACAAGAAAAUAGAGUUAAAAGACAGGCAAACGGAGGCCGAGCCCAAACUGUGCAGCUCUUCACCUUUGGCCCGAAGGAAGGCAAAUCAUUAUGCCGAAGAGGAAGGGGUCCCUGAGAGAUCGGGCCAAGCCGAGGAGAAGGGACGUGUCUUCUCGUUAAAGGGAAUGUGCCACCAUUCCUUCUGUGGGCAGGGGAGCACCAUGAGAGGCGGGGAAGAAACAGUCCGUCUGUGGCUGCCCGUCUGCAGGUCUUCACCCCCCUGCUGGGAGUGAGCUGGUUGGUACAGACCUGUUGGCCCAUCGGGUAUUGGAGAGUUCUGUUCUUUUUUUCCACAAGGUGCACCUGGCACACGCGGACUCAAAGACGCUGCAGCUCCCCACGCAGAGGCACCGAGGAGCGGGCGAGCCAGAGAGGGAGAGGCAGAGCCAGAUCCCGUCUCAGCUUCCCCGCCCUUUCGGCCGGCUCCCCGCUGCUAUACCAUGGGAUGUCGGCAAAGCUCGGAGGACAAAGAGGCAGCCCGGCGGUCCAGGAGGAUUGACCGCCACCUGCGCUCAGAGAGCCAGCGCCAACGCCGAGAGAUCAAGCUGCUUCUCCUGGGCACCAGUAACUCGGGCAAGAGCACCAUCGUCAAGCAGAUGAAGAUCAUCCACAGCGGGGGCUUCAACCUGGAGGCCUGCAAGGAGUACAAGCCCCUGAUCGUCUACAACGCCAUCGACUCCCUGACGCGCAUCAUCCGCGCGCUGGCGGCUCUCAAGAUCGAGUUCCACAACCCGGACCGGGCCUACGAUGCCGUGCAGCUCUUCGCCCUGACGGGCCCCGCCGAGAGCCGCGGGGAGAUCACCCCCGAGCUGCUGGGCGUCAUGAAGCGGCUCUGGGCGGACCCAGGGGUGCAGCAGUGCUUCUGCCGCUCCAGCGAGUACCACCUGGAGGACAAUGCGGCCUACUACCUGAACGACCUCGAAAGGAUCGCCGCACUGGACUACAUCCCCACGGUCGAGGACAUUCUGCGCUCCCGGGACAUGACCACUGGCAUUGUGGAGAACAAGUUCACCUUCAAGGAGCUGACGUUCAAAAUGGUGGACGUGGGGGGCCAGAGGUCAGAGCGCAAAAAAUGGAUUCAUUGUUUCGAGGGAGUGACAGCAAUAAUCUUCUGCGUGGAGCUCAGCGGCUAUGACUUGAAGCUCUACGAGGACAACCAGACGAGUCGGAUGGCUGAGAGCCUGCGUCUCUUUGACUCCAUCUGCAACAACAACUGGUUCAUCAGCACCUCUCUCAUCCUCUUCCUGAACAAGAAAGACCUGCUGGCCGAGAAGAUCCGGCGCAUCCCGCUCACCGUCUGCUUCCCCGAGUACAAGGGCCAGAACACCUACGAGGAGGUGGCGGUCUACAUCCAGCGCCAGUUCGAGGACUUGAAUCGCAACAAGGAGACCAAGGAGAUCUACUCGCAUUUCACAUGCGCCACCGACACCAGUAACAUCCAGUUUGUCUUUGAUGCGGUCACGGAUGUCAUUAUCCAGAACAAUCUCAAGUACAUCGGCCUCUGCUAAGAAUGCCUGGGGAUGGAUGCAUCUGUUUGCCUGUGGUGAAACCAAUGGAGACGAGCCCACCGCCACCCCGAGGGGCAGCCCUUGAAGGCCAAAGGAGAAAAUGUGGGGGGCGAGGUGGAGGACACCUCCUGCUAUUCUCCUCCCCCCACAUCUUUUGCAAAAGUACAUAUAUAUAUUCAGAUACAUAGAGCGAUCUAGAUAGGUAGGUAGCUAGCUAGCUAGACAUAUACAUAUAUAAACACAUCUGCAAAGUUCCCCAAAGAGGGCUUUUGGAGGGAUCUGAAGGGUGUUCACCAUAGUCACUGAAUGCUCCAGCCAUCCAUUUCAUCGGGCUUUCUGGAGAGCAGCUCCAUCCUGUGCAGCAGACAAGCGUUCACCCGGCCUUGGGGCCGUCUCACCACCUCAGAGAAGAGGCAUCGUGGGCCCACUUGGUACUCGGUUUCCAGGAGAAAGGCAAAGCAUUCCUCAAGGCCUCUGGGAUAAGACAGGCAAGCAAGCGAGGGCACCCGGGUGAGCAGGGGCUCUGGGGGUACACACAGGCUAGACAUGGCGGCUUCUGCUUUGCCCAGGGCUCAGCCCGGGUGCCCUCCACAACCUUCAGGAGCCAAUGGCAUAGCCCUAGCCUAAGGUUCCCAACCUGACUGGUCACCCUCUUGGAGCUCUUCACAAAAGCUUCAAAAGACGUGCAUCCGAUGAGCCAAGCGGGCCAAAAAAGGGACCAGCAAUCCUUGGAUCAGCCAGGACUUUUCUACAUCCAGAUGUGGGCUUUCUUCUUUGACUUUCUGAAGGAGGGUGGGGAGGGCAAACCUUGUGCUGUUUUACAGAUGAGGGGGAAAAUUACAGAAAAUCCAAAAAAAGCAAAUGAGUGUUCAUUUUAAAAUGUGGACUGCAAAAAGAAAUCGCACGAUAGUUUUUUGGCUUUUGUGUGUGUGUGUAUGUGUGUACGUGUGUGUGCGCGCGCGCGUGUGUUUUUCUCAGAGGAUUGUUUGUGUGUUUGGCUUGCUGAGUAUAAAAACAGCCACUGGAUAGCUUUGGAUCCUCAAAGGAAGUUCUGGGAAACGUGGUCCGACCAUACCAGCCUCCUCGGGCUCCUGACAUUAUGGGUGUAGAAUAUAAGCCCCUACAAAAGUCCAUUUGUUCCUGCCAAGGCUUUUGGUUCUGUUUU
Molecule: messenger RNA, 3459 nt
Organism: Dromiciops gliroides (monito del monte)
Lineage: Eukaryota; Metazoa; Chordata; Mammalia; Microbiotheria; Microbiotheriidae
Gene: GNAZ
Product: G protein subunit alpha z
Exons: 3
Coding region: 1227-2294 (355 amino acids)
Biological process (GO): adenylate cyclase-modulating G protein-coupled receptor signaling pathway
Cellular component (GO): heterotrimeric G-protein complex
Molecular function (GO): G protein-coupled receptor binding; G-protein beta/gamma-subunit complex binding; GTPase activity
Source: RefSeq, a predicted model, not a curated record